Messenger RNA from Pseudo-nitzschia multistriata, 1305 nucleotides. Lineage: Eukaryota; Bacillariophyta; Bacillariophyceae; Bacillariales; Bacillariaceae. The record is from the annotation of a GenBank genome assembly.
AUCUGUGCUGGUUUGUGUUUGGAUUUUAGACCUCUUUUUACUCCUCUGUACUAAUGCCUUAAUUGUUUCAUUAGUUUGGAGCUAACUCACGGAGCUACCACUGCGCAGCAGCCUGCGAUCAAGCGCAUCGUAAUCAUUGUUCAAGCACUGGGUCUGACACUGGAUCUCAAAGUGGUAACAAACCGUUGGGACUUCGCCAGGUAUGUCCGGGUGGCAACACUUUGGAAUCACGGCGUGGUCACCAGAAUCAAUGAUGGUUCCGCUUUCAUCGGCAACACAGAUCUCGAGGUGGGCAACCCGGGAUAAGAUACCGCAAGCUAUAGUAAUUCUAUCGAAAACGACACCAUCGCUUCCGGCGUUUUCUUCUUCGUAGCACUUAUAGGAGAACAAAUUUUCCUUGAAAGCGUAGAAUACAGAAUGCACACCACCCCCAUCGCUCCACUCCGCAUUCGUGAUUGGGACAGUCCAAUGCUGCCCCAAAUCAACGGUUACAGCAGACGGUUCUUGUCCGAUGAUUUGAAUGCCUCGGUAGUUUUCGGGAAAGGGUGUAUUGCCGUCUUGUUUCAAGAGCCUGAUGUCGUCGGGACACGCAGUGGUUUGGAUGGAUUCGUCCGGAGGAAAUUCGCUGGGUGCGACCGUGCCGCUCGCUUGGACGGAAGGCUCCGUCGUGUGCACGCCGAGCGGUCCUUCGGGGCCGAAGAGGUCGAUUCCGUCUUUGCACGCUUCGCACCCACCCCCGUCGGCUUUCACGCCGUUGAAUCCUUUGGGCGAAGCGUCAUAGCACACCCUAUUGCUCAGUGCGCGGAUCGGAACGUCUGCGUGCUGCGGCAGGGCAAUGCAGUCCUGGCCGAUCGCGAGGGUCUUCAUUUUGUCGCACUGGUCUUCUGUCACGACGUAAUAGCUUCCGUUCUUGCUGGGCUGUUUCGAGCAGAUGCGCUCGACGCCGGGGCAGAUGUAGAUAUUGUUUCCACACUUGAAGGAUCCGGCGGAAGGAGAGUCGAUACCACAGGAACAGUCGGUCUGUGCCGUCACCAAACCAAGGAAGUUCGAUGCAACGGCUGCUAUGAGUCCGAGUUCGAAUACGAAAAGGUGCAUGGUUUGGUUUGUUUGUACAGCUUCUGUCGUGCUCCCAACGUACUAGUACCAGUCGAUGCCUUGUAGUUGUAGGAUGUUGUUGUUUGUUGUCUCGUGAGACAAAUAUUGUGCGCUUCCGCAAUGGCACGAAAAAGCACACAUAUUUUUCCCGAGUUGCAAACGGAACGCGUACCAAGUACGAUUGCCGCCGAGCGAGAUGUCAACACAACC